This is a messenger RNA of Agelaius phoeniceus (red-winged blackbird), 1875 nucleotides long. The record is from RefSeq and is a predicted model, not a curated record. NCBI's taxonomy places the organism in Eukaryota, Metazoa, Chordata, Aves, Passeriformes, Icteridae.
GAUCUACCCGCUGGGAUGUCCUUCUCCAAGACUGGUGGCCAGCUGAGGCUGCGGGUGCCACAGCUGCAGUGUGACAGCCUGAAGCAGCCACCACAGCACGAGGCUCGCUUCUGGAAGGUGGGAGACAGCAGCUGGACACAGGUGACAUGUGAGACAGUGAUGCUGACAGCUGGAGAAAACUCAGUGACCUGUGCCCUGGAGGUCAAUGGCACCUUCGUGGUCCAGCUCCGGCACAAACUUCCCCACUGGAGCAGCUACUGGAGCGACUGGAGCAGCAACAUCUCUGAGGUCAGGCCUGCUCCUCCUGCAGCAAUCCUGAGGAGGCCGGUGCUGAGCCAUCAACUGGGCAAACUGGGGAGAGACGGGCAGCGGGUGCUGAGGCUGAGCUGGCAGCCACUCCUCAUGGAGCAGAAGGAUGUCACCUACAAGCUGGACAUCACCAUGGUGGCGUGUGGCUGUGCAGAGUCAGAUGAGGAGCACUCGGUGGCGCUGGGCGGGGAGGUGACAGAGCACAACCUCACCCUCUCCGGGGCGGAGUACGAGAUCCUGCUGACCGCCGAAAAUGCCGCGGGGCGUGGACCAGCCCAGCACCUCCGUGUGCCGGCAGAGCAGCGCGCAGGUACCGCCCCUCCAGAGAUGCUCGGCUCCCCCGGCAGCCCUCAGGGCGUUGUUUUUAUCCAGCUACCCCGAAUAUCCCCCGUUUCAUCCCAGAUUGUUGUAUUGCACCAAAUAACGUGGCUCUCAUCACCAGAUCUCAGCUUCAAGGAGAUCAGCGUGGACGGCAGCACCGUGACUGCGCUCUGGGAAGCACCGUGGCCAGGAGAGGCUUUCUGCUUCGAGCAGCAGACACUGGCAGAGCCCCCGAAACAGGGAGUCUGCGUCCAGCAGGAAUUCCCUGCCAACAGCACCCACCCGCAGAGAGGAGUGCUGGGAGCGCGGGGCUGUCACCGCCUCGCCGUGCACGGCUGGGACAUGGAGCGGGGCUGGGCCACCUUCGCCCUGUGGCACCGCUACACCGGCAACGAUUCGCUGGACGUGCCCUUCAACAUCAGCACCGGGGACAGCGAGGCCGUGCUCCGCUGGGAGCCGUCCCCACGGGCCGCCUGCCCCGGAGCGCUGGCCAAGUACCUUGUCUGCCACGUGGCCGAGGGGGACAAUGUGACCUACACUGAAGUGGAGGCCACGGCAUCAAACUACACCCUCCAAAACCUCCAGCCUGGCACAGGCUACAGGGUGGGGGUUUGGGAGGUGACAGAGGACAGCGAGAGCACCUGCAGUGCUUGGUGGCCCUUCCAGACCAGGGCGCUGGGUCCCCAGGGAGCACUGUGGAGAGGCAACCUGAACUACCUGGGCAUCUGGCUUGGUGUCCCCGCUGCAGCUGCCAUCUACCACCUGAGCAAAAAGAGGGCUCGCCGCCUCUUCUUCCCACCCCUUCCCAAGCCCGUGGGCACCAAAGCCACCCAGUUCUCGGCCGACCAGGGCCAGCCCCGGACAGGCCUCCUGGAGCCCUCGGAGAGGUUCAGCCCAGCCGAGCUGCUGCUGACGGAGCAGAAUCCGGGCGAGGAGACGACUGACACGGGCAGCCAGAGUGCGGUGCCGCCCCCCGAUGAGUCACAGCCUGGCCCCGCCAUGGAGAAGCCGGUGACAGUGGUGAUGUCCCCGCUGGGCUGCGGGGAGGAGCUGCCCUUCGCCUACCGCAGGCAGGAGAUGCUGAGCCCGGUGGGAUCUCCCCCCUCCGGCAGCACCGGCUGCACCGAGCACCCACCCGGAGAGGAGGAAGAGGAGGAGGAAGAGGAGGGAAGGCAAGAGCUGCAUCAGCCGCUGAUCCCCAUUGCCCUGCUCAUCUCCGACAAGCCCAUCAUCAUCAGGUGUUGA